AUGGACCAAGUCGUGGCCGCUUUCCGCGCGAUUGGCGAGAGGCUUCACGAUCCCGAGGACGUCAAGGCCGACUUCACGGGUCGCAAUGUUAUUGUCACAGGCUCGAAUUGUGGAAUAGGCUUCGAAGCUGCCGUGAAGUUCGUUCAACUUGGUGCCGAAAAGGUGAUUUUGGCGGUGAGAUCGAGCCCCAAAGGCGAAGUUGCUAGGAAGCUAAUCGAGGAGCGGGCGGGAAGAGACGGAGUUGUGGAAGUAUGGUUGCUUGAUAUGAUGGAUUAUGGUAGUCUGAGAGCCUUUGCGCAGAAAGUCAAUGAGGAGCUUGAUCACAUUGACGUUGUGGUCCUUAAUGCAGCUUGCAUCGCCGUCAACUUCGAGCCGAGUCGCUAUGGCUGGGACCGUACUCUUCAGAUCAACACUCUCUCGACAGCCUUGCUUAGCCUACUGCUGCUCCCAAAGUUAAGAGCAAGCAAGACGCCAGAAUACACUCCUGUUCUGCUGCUCGUGAGCUCGGGCACCCACCAACACGCCAGCUUGAGCGAAACAGCUCGAGAGGCCGAGUCUCCACUGGAAGUCUACAACGUCAAGAACCGCACUGGGCUAUUUCAAUACAGCAUGUCCAAGCUUUUCCUACAGUACGCGUUGGCCAGUAUGGUAAAGCGGCUUGCAGCAAGCCAUGGUGAUGCACCGCCUGUGUUCAUCAUAUCAGUCUGUCCAGGUCCUUGCAGGUCAGAGAUCGCCCGAGACAGUACUCAGUGGUAUAUGAGAGCAGCUAGGGUGGUCUUGACACCUAUCCUCCUGAAACCGGCGGAAGCUGGCGCACGCCUCUACAUCUCGGCCAUAGCACUGGGUGAAAAGGGCCAUGGCAGGUUCUGGCAGCAAGACCGGCUACGGGAGCCAGCACCUGCACUCGUUGGUCCGGAGAAUGAGGCAUUGCGGGAGAAAGUCUGGCGUGAAAUCCUGAGGAUCUUGACUGAGAAGGUGCCAGAGGUUGAGAAGCUGGCCCAAGAUAUUUGA
Fulvia fulva is the source of this 1011-nucleotide messenger RNA. RefSeq names its product Short-chain dehydrogenase/reductase phmF. The transcript is spliced from 2 exons. Bases 1 to 1011 code for a protein of 336 amino acids. Lineage: Eukaryota; Fungi; Ascomycota; Dothideomycetes; Mycosphaerellales; Mycosphaerellaceae. The record is from RefSeq and is a predicted model, not a curated record.